Molecule: messenger RNA, 114 nt
Organism: Aspergillus niger
Lineage: Eukaryota; Fungi; Ascomycota; Eurotiomycetes; Eurotiales; Aspergillaceae
Exons: 6
Coding region: 1-114 (37 amino acids)
Source: RefSeq, a predicted model, not a curated record
AUGUCUCAAAUAAUAAUAAACAAUAUGUAUGUAGCUAUAACUACUCAGCUAGCCAGAUCAUUCGUAUGGGGUUUUGAUAUGGAGGUUAAAUAUAUUUUAAGCGUGGGAGGCUGA